Capsicum annuum is the source of this 1234-nucleotide messenger RNA. RefSeq names its product lectin. Bases 137 to 766 code for a protein of 209 amino acids. The transcript is spliced from 3 exons. The record is from RefSeq and is a predicted model, not a curated record. NCBI's taxonomy places the organism in Eukaryota, Viridiplantae, Streptophyta, Magnoliopsida, Solanales, Solanaceae.
AAAGCCAAAAACAGACCACAGAAUAUAUGCUUUCUUUUAAAAAUUCUGUCUUGGGUACCACUCAGAGCAUCAGCAUAUAUCUGGUUUUAAGAUUGUGGUUGCAAUAAGUCAUCAUUUGUAAGCUUAUGGUUGCAACAUGAAUUGUCCAAUACUUCCCAAAAGAGCAAAACCAGAGAACAGCAGUAGCAACAUUGAUCGUCUACCACGAAAAUUGGAAGAGAUCUUACAAUAUCCUGAGCCUAAUGUGGAAAUACUUUUGGAUGGACAAAUCAAGUACUGGAUUGAUAAAAGGACAAGGGCAAAAUGCUUCUUCUUGUAUAACAAAAAUAUACAUGUCCUGUGGUCAGAAGAAAGCAGUAAGUGGAGUCGACCCCAAUAUAGGGAGCACACAAGUGACGAACCCAUUCAAGUUUACGAAAUGGAAACGGUUCUAUCUCUAGCUGUUGGUGGAAAUUUUGAUGCAACAAAACUUUCAAGGGGAGUAGAGUACAAGGUUUCACUUGUGGUGCUACUGAAGAAAUUUCUUUCAGGAUGGGAAUUUCCACUGCAAACUAUACUUGUUAAGCCUGAUGGUACCAAUGAAAAUCGAAGUAUUGAAGAUCUUAUGGAAAAAACAAAAAGAGAAUGGAUUAAAAUUCAACUAGGGACUUUCAUGAUUCCACCAGAGAUGGAAAGUAUCAAAAAUUUGGAAUUCUAUGUGCAUGAAAGAAAAGGUAGAAAACUUAAGAUGGGACUGGUCAUUAAAGGUGUUGAAAUUUCUGUCUAAAUUCUACCAAAACAAACGUUUAAAAACUUGGUCUGGCUGUAUAAGUAAACACACUUUAUGCUUAGUAUUAGUAUGCACGUCUAGACGCCUCAACUCUUCAUUGUGUUUGUUGAACACUUCAACUUACAAAAUGAUCAAUCUAAACACUUUCAAAAUUUACGUGUCAUAUCAACAUCGGUGUCGACGAGACAUAAUAGGGACGAAUUGGAGUGUUAAGUUGUCUGUUGAUAUUAAGUUGACGUGUCUAAAUAUGCUAUGCUGUCAAUGUCAGAGUAUUUAUUUACCAUCUGAAGCCAAAUUUGAGUGUUUGUUUGUCAUAUUCCUCAGCUGCAGCUUUGCAUUUAUAAAAAUCAAACACAAGAAUUUGAUUUUUGAAAUUCUGACCAUAAAAAGUGGUAUGUAUCUGAAUUGAGAUCCCCUCCAUUAUAAAUUUAUCUAGUAAUGUUCAAUGACACAAUAAUUGAUUUA